AUGUCUCAGCCGCCGCCGCCACCGCCUCCCCCUCCUCCUCCUCCUCCCCCCGAGGCGCCGGCGGCGGCCGCUGCUGCUGCGGCGGCGGCUCAGGGGGGGCUCACGAAGCGGAAAGACCGACGCAUCCUGUCCGGGAACUGCCCAGACCCCAAGUGCCAGGCGCGUUUGUUCUUCCCGGCCUCUGGCUCGGCCAGCAUCGAGUGCACGGAGUGCGGGCAGCGGCACGAGCAGCACCAGCUGCUGGGGGUGGAGGAGGUGACCGACCCGGACGUGGUCCUGCACAACCUGCUGCGGAACGCGCUGCUCGGGGUGACGGGGGCCCCCAAGAAGAACACGGAGCUGGUGAAGGUGCUGGGCCUUUCCAACUACCAUUGCAAAUUGCUGUCUCCCAUUCUGGCCCGAUAUGGGAUGGACAAACAGACGGGCAGGGCCAAGCUGCUCCGAGACAUGAAUCAGGGCGAGCUGUUUGACUGCGCCCUAUUGGGCGACCGCGCCUUUCUCAUUGAGCCCGAGCAUGUCAACACUGUGGGUUAUGGCAAGGACCGCUCUGGAAGUCUGCUCUAUUUGCAUGACACCCUUGAGGACAUUAAGAGGGCCAACCGGAGUCAGGAGUGCUUGAUUCCAGUGCAUGUAGAUGGAGAUGGUCACUGCUUGGUGCAUGCUGUGUCCCGGGCUUUAGUGGGCCGGGAGCUAUUCUGGCAUGCGUUGAGAGAGAAUCUUAAGCAGCACUUUCAGCAGCACCUGGCUCGAUAUCAAGCCCUCUUUCACGAUUUCAUUGAUGCUGCCGAGUGGGAGGACAUUAUUAACGAAUGUGACCCCCUUUUUGUGCCACCUGAGGGUGUCCCCUUGGGGUUGAGGAACAUCCACAUUUUUGGCCUUGCCAAUGUGCUACACCGGCCCAUUAUUCUCCUGGAUUCCCUCAGUGGCAUGAGAAGCUCUGGAGACUAUUCUGCCACUUUUCUUCCUGGGCUCAUCCCUGCAGAGAAGUGCACUGGUAGAGAUGGCCAUCUGAACAAACCAAUCUGCAUCGCAUGGAGUAGUUCUGGCCGAAACCACUAUAUUCCUUUGGUCGGCAUAAAAGGAGCUGCUUUACCCAAACUGCCCAUGAAGCUACUUCCUAAAGCAUGGGGAGUGCCUCAGGACCUCAUUAAAAAGUAUAUUAAACUUGAGGAGGAUGGUGGGUGUGUGAUUGGAGGAGACAGGAGUUUGCAGGACAAAUACUUAUUAAGACUUGUGGCUGCUAUGGAGGAAGUCUUCAUGGACAAACAUGGUAUUCAUCCUAGUUUAGUUGCAGAUGUUCAUCAAUAUUUCUAUAGGAGAACUGGGGUAAUAGGAGUUCAACCUGAAGAAGUAACAGCAGCUGCUAAAAAAGCAGUGAUGGAUAAUCGCCUUCACAAGUGUUUGAUCUGUGGUGCCCUUUCUGAACUUCAUGUCCCUUCUGAGUGGUUGACUCCAGGAGGGAAACUGUACAACCUGGCCAAAAGUACUCAUGGACAGCUGAGGCCUGACAAAAAUUAUAGUUUCCCUUUGAACAAUCUGGUAUGCUCAUAUGAUGCAGGGAAAGAUGUUCUGGUCCCAGACUACAGUUUGAGUAAUCUAACAGCUUGUAAUUGGUGCCAUGGCACAUCAGUGCGAAGAGUGAGAGGUGAUGGUUCUGUUGUGUAUUUGGAUGGGGACAGAACUAAUACCAGGUCCACUGGUGGUAAAUGUGGUUGUGGAUUCAAACAUUAUUGGGAAGGUAAAGAAUAUGACAAUCUCCCUGAGGCUUUUCCUAUUACUUUGGAAUGGAGUGGAAGAGUGGUCAGGGAAACAGUGUAUUGGUUCCAGUAUGAAAGUGAUGUGUCUUUGAAUAGCAAUGUUUAUGACGUUGCAAUGAAACUUGUUACCAAACAUUUCCCUGGUGAAUUUGGGAGUGAAAUCUUAGUUCAGAAAGUUGUCCACACUAUAUUACAUCAGACAGCCAAAAAGAAUCCUGAUGACUAUACUCCUGUAAAUAUAGAUGGUGCUCAUGUCCAGAGAGUUGAGGAUGUACAACAUGGGCAAGAUUUGGAGUCUCAACUUCCAACUAAAAUUAUUCUUACUGGGCAGAAAACAAAAACUUUGCACAAGGAGGAAUUAAAUAUGAGCAAAACUGAAAGAACUAUUCAACAAAACAUUACGGAACAAGCUUCUCUAAUGCAGAAACGGAAAACUGAGAAGUUAAAACAAGAACAAAAAGCCCAGCCAAGGACUGUUUCUCCAAGCAUCAUUCGUGAUGGUCCGUCAUCUGCUCCUGCUACUCCUACCAAGGCUCCUUAUUCACCAGUAUCUACUAAGGAGAAGAAGAUCCGUAUAACAACAAAUGAUGGACGGCAGUCCAUGCUUACACUCAAACCCUCAACAACCUAUUUUGAACUUCAGGAAAGCAUAGCCAGAGAAUUUGAUAUUCCUCCAUAUUUACAAUGUAUUCGAUAUGGUUUUCCUCCUAAAGAGCUAAUGCCCCCCAAAGCUGGAAUGGAAAAGGAGCCUGUGCCCUUACAACAUGGUGACAGAAUAACCAUAGAAAUUCUAAAAGGCAAAGAAGAAGGUGGUCAGCCUGGUGCAGCACACUCAGCACACACUGUGAAACAUGAAGAUAUUGCUGUUACUAGCAAAAUAUCUUCUAAGGAACUUCAGGAGCAGACUGACAAGGAAAUGUACUCCUUGUGUCUUCUAGCAACAUUAAUGGGAGAAGAUAUCUGGUCUCAUGCGAAAGGACUUCCUCACUUGUUCCAACAGGGUGGGGUGUUCUACAACAUAAUGAAGAAAACCAUGGGUAUGGCUGAUGGCAAGCAUUGCACUUUUCCACAUCUUCCUGGUAAAACCUUUGUCUACAAUGCUUCAGAAGAUAGAUUGGAAUUGUGUGUGGAUGCAGCUGGGCACUUCCCCAUUAGUCCUAAUGUUGAAGAUUCAGUGAGAGAGGCUUUAAGUCAGGUUCGGGCAGAGACUACUUCAAGAAGUCGAGAAUCAAGUCCCUCACAUGGUCUCUUGAAAUUAGGUAGUGGUGGAGUAGUGAAAAAAAAAUCAGAACAACUACAUAAUGUAACUGCCUUCCAAGGAAAAGGGCAUUCUCUUGGGACUGCGUCUAGUAGCCCUCUCCUUGAUCAGAGAGCUAGAGAAGGUCCGGUUGUUAGAAAACAUAGUACAGGAACAGAUUUUGCUGCUAGUUCUGCAAAACCAGAUCCUUCAGUAUUUACAGCACCUCCUGGUAAUAGUGAGCUUAUUCGGAUAGCUCCUGGAGUAGUAACAAUGAGAGACAGUCGGCAGCUGGAUCCUAACUUGAUUGAAGCCCAGCGAAAAAAAUUGCAGGAAAUGGUUUCAUCUAUCCAGGCUUCAAUGGACAGGCACUUACGCGAUCAGAAUACAGAACAGUCACCAACUGAUUUUCCUCAAAGGAAAGUAGAAGUUGUAAGUUCAUCUGCAAAAUCUGGGAGUUUUCAGGCUGGCUUACCUGAAUCUUUUCCUGUAACUGGUGGUACUGAGCAUUUGAAUGCAGAAACAACUGGUGGAAAUGUGGCAAGUGCAAUGGGAACAACGUUUGCUACAAGGUCGAAAGCACAAAAAGGAAAUUCUGUGGAUGAGCCUGAAGAGAUGGAUAGUCAAGAUGCUGAAAUGACUAAUGCAACUGAGCCAAUGGAUCAUUCUUGAUUAGUGAGGGGCUACUAAGGGCAGAAUGUUUAUUGUGAAUAUGUAAUGUUGUUGGCUGGGCCACAUACAUGAUUAGUCAUUUAAAAGAAAAAAUCUUGUAUGUAUAUUUCAAAGAUUAUAUCUUGUUCUUCAGUGCAUGAUAGCAAGUGUGUGAUUGGCAAUAGCUUUUAAUAUACUCCUGCCCAGGCUGGCUCUGAAUUACCUGUAAAUUAGUUAUUAGAAGAUGCACUGAGAAUGAGUUUCUGCUGUAGAUGUGGGUAAUUGAAAGUUCUUUGUAAUUUUAAUUCCAUGAGAGUCUUAAUUCUUCAAACAUGUGAAAGUUCUCUUGCUAAGUAUGUUUAAGAUUACUGAAAAAGCUAGAACUGGGCAAAAAAUUAAAUUUGUUGAAGUUAAUGUUAUUCCAAAUAACUAUCCCAGACAUUUAUUAUAGUGUAAAAAUAUGUUUAUGUAAAUCUGAGAGCAACCAGAACUGAACUGUAUAUUAAAAUUCAUAAUACAGUAUAUUAGACACU
This is a messenger RNA of Gracilinanus agilis (Agile Gracile Mouse Opossum), 4178 nucleotides long. RefSeq names its product valosin containing protein interacting protein 1 (gene VCPIP1). The record is from RefSeq and is a predicted model, not a curated record. Gene Ontology annotation, molecular function: cysteine-type deubiquitinase activity. The coding region runs from base 1 to 3666 and encodes 1221 amino acids. Gene Ontology annotation, biological process: endoplasmic reticulum membrane fusion; protein ubiquitination; protein K11-linked deubiquitination. The transcript has 3 exons. NCBI's taxonomy places the organism in Eukaryota, Metazoa, Chordata, Mammalia, Didelphimorphia, Didelphidae.